Molecule: messenger RNA, 1836 nt
Organism: Penicillium waksmanii
Lineage: Eukaryota; Fungi; Ascomycota; Eurotiomycetes; Eurotiales; Aspergillaceae
Gene: rpdA
Product: histone deacetylase RPD3
Exons: 4
Molecular function (GO): histone deacetylase activity
Source: RefSeq, a predicted model, not a curated record
AUGGCCGUUGAACCGCUCUCCAAUGGCGUCGGCGCUACCAACAAGAAGGUUGCCUACUUCUACGACUCUGAUGUUGGAAACUAUGCCUACGUAUCUGGUCACCCUAUGAAGCCGCACCGGAUACGCAUGACGCACAGCUUGGUUAUGAACUAUGGGCUCUACAAGAAGAUGGAGAUUUACCGUGCCAAACCAGCCUCCAAAUACGAAAUGACGCAGUUCCAUACCGAUGAAUAUAUUGACUUCUUGUCCAAGGUCACGCCGGAUAAUAUGGAUCAGUUUUCAAAGGAACAAAGCCGGUACAAUGUCGGUGAUGAUUGCCCUGUAUUCGACGGUCUCUUCGAAUUCUGCGGUAUCAGCGCUGGUGGCAGUAUGGAGGGCGCGGCGCGUUUGAAUCGCAACAAAUGUGACGUCGCCGUCAACUGGGCUGGAGGUCUGCACCACGCCAAAAAGAGCGAAGCUAGUGGCUUCUGCUACGUGAAUGAUAUUGUUCUCGGCAUUCUAGAACUUUUGCGUUUCAAGCAGCGAGUAUUGUAUGUCGACAUUGAUGUGCAUCACGGCGAUGGUGUUGAAGAGGCCUUUUACACGACAGAUCGUGUGAUGACUGUGUCUUUCCACAAGUACGGCGAGUACUUCCCCGGUACAGGUGAGCUGCGUGAUAUUGGUGUGGGUAAUGGAAAGUAUUAUGCCGUCAACUUCCCUCUUCGAGACGGUAUCAAUGAUCUCUCCUAUAAGAGCAUCUUUGAACCUGUGAUCAAAAGUGUGAUGGAAUGGUACCGCCCCGAGGCUAUUGUACUGCAGUGUGGUGGUGAUAGCUUAUCUGGCGAUCGCUUGGGUUGUUUCAAUCUGAGUAUGCGCGGCCAUGCCAAUUGUGUCAACUUCAUUAAAAGCUUUGAUCUUCCCACCAUGAUCCUUGGCGGUGGUGGUUACACGAUGCGCAACGUUGCGCGUACCUGGGCUUUUGAGACAGGUAUCCUGGUCGGAGACAGCCUGGGCUCCGACUUGCCAUACAAUGACUACUACGAGUACUUUGCUCCCGAUUACGAGCUUGAUGUUCGUCCCUCCAACAUGGACAAUGCCAACACCAAGGACUACCUCGACAAGAUUCGUAGUCAGGUUGUUGAGAAUCUCAAACGCACCGCAUUCGCGCCUUCCGUUCAGAUGACUGAUGUUCCUCGCAACCCGCUUCUCGAGGGCAUGGAUGAUGAUGCUGAUGACGUCCUUGAUGAUCUCGACGAGGACGAAAACAAGGACAAGCGAUUCACCCAACGUCGUUUCGACCAGUAUGUUGAGAAACCUGGAGAACUUAGUGAAAGUGAGGACGAGGAAGAGAAUGCCGCCAAUGGCGUUCGCCGCCAACCUGGAGCCAUUCGCCGUCGAAACAUAACCAACUACAGGGAUCUCGAUCCUGCAGACUCCGGUCUCGACAGCGGCAUGGCUACUCCGGCAAAUGCCUCGUCUGUUGCUGACGGUGACCUGGAUGUCGGUCUGGAUACCAAGAUGGCCGACGCCCCCCGAACAGAACCCGAUGUGUCGGCCACGGCAUCAAAUGAUCAAGAUACCCCAGCCGAUGUCGAUGAAAUGGUCCUUGAGGCUGAAGAUAAGGAUUUCUCCGCUGCUGCCUCCCGGCAACCUUCCCCUCCUCAAGAUGACGACGAUACAGCCAUGGAGGAUGCUGCCCCGGCUCCCGAGACUGACCAGUCUGCACCUGCGACUGACGCCCAGGAAGAAAAGAAGCCAGAGAUAUCACCUGGAGUCGAGGGCUCGGCCAAUACUCCUCUGUCUCCUCAGGCUCAAUCCGCCUCGGACGAGCCAUCUGCAUCUGUAAUGGACAAGGGG